Durusdinium trenchii is the source of this 3989-nucleotide messenger RNA. The record is from the annotation of a GenBank genome assembly. Lineage: Eukaryota; Dinophyceae; Suessiales; Symbiodiniaceae.
GUUGAUGCCCAAUCACCGACGUCCCUAACCAGGCAACCACGAAAAUGCGAACAAGGGGCAGUCCGACCGGACUCCCCCCCAACGCCACUCGAAUCUUCGGGUGUGAUGUGAUCAUGUCAUUAUGUGAAGGGAGGCUGCGCUGCUCCUGAAGGGAGGCUGCGCUUUUCGAGCGUGUAAAAGCCAGAAAUUGCGUUCUCUUUCUUUUUCAGAGCGGCACCUAGGUGCGGAAGCUAGAGGAUUCGAUGAUCCUGAACAAGGAUUGAAAGGUCAACAUGUGCCCCGUAGAGUAGUGUCUCCUUCUAAACAUGUCCAAAGCACAAGGCUUUUGCCCUAAAGAAGUUGGGUUUUGAGGGUAACUACGAUGAAGCCGCCAGAGGUCUGACUGGUGACUUGGAAGAGGAAUGUUUCCCCCUGUAGAAACCAGGCAGGUCGUCUUCCAAGAGGCCGCCAUGUUCAUCCAUGUAUGUUCCAUCAUUUUCCACAUUUCAUGUUAGUGAAGACUUCCCUGUCUUUGAGAGUGGUUCUUUUGGGGGCACGACACGCGGUUCCUUGACUGGGCUCCGGCGGCUCUGAGGCUCCGACCAUCCAUGUGGUUUCCAGCAUGUGGGAGGAAGAAGUAAGAACCCGGAGAGCCAUGCAAGGUAUGACUUCCCGAGAUGUUCAGCUUCAAAGCUAAGUCCAGUGCUGCUGGUGACCCAAGGGCAGCAGGUUAGGGGUGGAUCAUUGGUUCAAUGCAUGGAAUGCAACGGCUGCGUACAAAUCACAAUAUGUUCGUUGGACUUGGCAAAAAUGCUGAGGCCAAACCAGCAGCCGCAGAAGAGGUUCAAGGCGUCGAGGGCGCGGCCUCGCUCCGUUUUGAGGAGCUCAACCGAAAGGACUUGAGCUCUCAGGCUCAUGAGAGUGACUUGCAGGAACUCUUUGGUCUGCUCCGCUGCAGCCACUACAAGACCAAGCCGUCGGAUCUUCGAUGCUUUCUGGACACGCCCCAGCUGCGUUGGUUUGCCCUCCGUAGCUCUACAUGCUUCCUCGGCUUGGGCAUUGCAGCUGUAGAGGAGCCUUUGUCCGAAGAGCUGGCUGAGGCCGUGUACCUGCGACAGCUGAAGGUGCCACCGCAGCUCAUGGCCCAGACGCUCUCCUCUGAGGCCGGCUUUAAGGAUGCCAGCCGCUUUCGCUAUGCCCGGGUGUUGAGGCUUUGCGUCCAUCCAGCGCUGCAGCGGAGGGGCUUGGGAAGCGACUUGUUGAAGAGGAUCCUGGAGAAGCUCCGGAAGGAGAGGGUGGACGCUGUGGGCGCGUGUUUCGGGCUAAAGCCUUGGCUUCUGAAGCUUUGGCGCAGGUCGGCCAACACCAGGCUGGUGUGGAUUGCUCAUGGGAGUGAGCCCAGUAGUGGGCAUCACAGUGCCACGGUCUUGGAGCCCUUGAGCACCCGCUGCAUCCGAGUGGUCGAACGCCUACAGGAACGUUUAGCCUUGCAAAUGCCUGAGUUGCUGCUGGGUCCACUGCAGCAUUUGGAUCUGGAGACGGUGGCAGCAGUGAUGGCAGCACUGCCCCCUCUGCCCCCUUCGCCCUUCCGGGCGCAGGAUGCGGAGGACGUGCGGAGCUUCGCCUUUGGUGCGCGGAACCUCUCCUGCUGCCGCUUCGCCUUGGCAAGGGCUGUCCUGGCUGCUUUGCGCGUUCCAAGGGCCAGGUUAGCGGAUCGCUUCGAGGAUGCCCUCCUGGAUAUGCUGCAGGGACGCGAAGCCAACGACUCCAUCCUGCGGCAGGCCAUCCGACAGCUGAUUGCAGAUGAUGGGACGACCUUGAAGGGUGGUGAGGGUGAAAAGGAGCCGGUGCCAGAGGACAGCAGGCCCUUCAACCCGGACGGUUCUGGAUCGCUGAAGGCCGUGAAGAUCAGAGGACGGGCCUCGCGGAUUCACAGCGCGAUGCAUUGGCUGGGACGUUGCCGAGUCAGUGAUCCAGACUACUCCGUGAUCCAGACUCCUUUGUUGAUCGGAUACGACGUGACGCACGAGGAGUUGACCGAAGGCACGUCGAACGUCAAAGAGCAAGAAGAAGACGAUCAAGAAGUUGUGGGCGAGCCGGAGGAUCGCCUUCCACGGAGCUCGCCCUUCGUGGGCGCCUUGCGCCAUGCGCCCAAGCGCUCCCAGAUCCUUCUUUUGGGCCAACUGGACCGACUGCUACGACGACGUAUUCCGGAGCUGGCAGAGCUAGGUGAAGACCAGGAGUCGCAUGGCGAUGCUUUCUCUUCAAUAGAGAGUUCGGAGAAGCUCCCCUCUUCCUCGCCGUACGUGGGCUUUCAGCGGCACGCGCCACCCUCCUCACCGGUGCUGAGCUUCACGGCCUCGCCGGGACGUGACGCCCUUGGCAUCUCCAAAGGCCUUCCGGAGCUGGAUUUGAAGGAGGUUUUGCCCGGAGAGCUACCAGAAGAGGUCUGGACUGAAGUGAUGCGCUUGGCCUUGGAUGUCCCUGAGCUGGCAGCCUUUUCCCGAGUGAGCAUGGGCUUUCACAAGGUGGUCUCCUCGCCAGAUGUGUGGUGCCAGCGUGUGGUACGACUGCCUCCAAGUUGCUUGGAAAACUUUGCCCCUCAACUGGAUCGCUGGCUUGCUGCCUGGACGAAUGCGAAGAAAUUGGUACUUCCACGGUCGAACCAGCUGCUGGAGCAAGUGAACCAACGUGCGCCGCAUUUACCGAUCGAGGUGAGCUGGCGCUUCGAUCGGCAUCUCAAGGGCGAAGGUGUGGAGGUCCUCAGGCACGGUCAAGCAGUGCGCCGAGUGGCUGAAGAGGAGCUGGUGGUGCUGGGAGACGCGGCUCUUCCAUGCGACGACCGAUGGCCGUAUUUGGAGGUGCACUUGGAUGAAUGUGGCGAGGGCAUCGGCGACAUGAUCAACGACUUCGGCUUUGGCGUCACGGCGUCGGUCCCCGAGGAGAUUGAUGAACUUGGAUCUGUGGCUGAUGAGGUGCCGCGCAGUUGGGUGGUGGACUUCACCCAGUCGAUGGUCUGCCUCAGCGUCAACAACCGAGAGGCUUCCCAGGGGAAGAACCUCUCUGCGGCCGCCUUGAGAGAGGGUUGCCGCGUGGGGCUCUUGGUGAAGCCCAACGCCUUUGAGAUCUACAUUGAUGGCGUCCAUCGAGACACGCUGACGGUGCGUCCUGAGGACUGCGUCCCAGUCAACAGCGGGCUUUACCCGGUCUUGGACUUGUAUGGACGCACCAUCGAGAUCUCGAAGACGGACGCGGAGGAGCUUGAGCUUGCCACACUUCAUUCGGUGGAUCCCAUUCUGCGAACAGAAAAGGAUCUGGCCAAAGUAUUGCAAUUUGAUGGUCAUAUAGCUCAGGAGGUUUCCCGCUUCUCAUGCCACCUGGACGUGGAGCCCGUUGAGCUCGCAGUGUUGGUGUUGGACGUUUCGGAUGUGGUGAGCUCGCAACAUGGGUGCUCCCUGAUGGAUGUGUCGUUCCUGUGGGUGGCCAGGGUGGGGCACGAGGACGGUUUCAGUGGCAAAGAGGACCGAAGCACCGGCCUCGGAAGUCUUCAGAAAGGUGAUGCCAAAAUGUUGAAAGACCUUGCGCAGCUCUCGCCACGUUUACAGCACGCUUUGUGGGACCAUCUGCUCCAAGUUCUUCCACCUCAUCCCAAUCCCAUCCCAGCACCGGCAGAGCUCACGGUGAAGCCCUUGAACGCCGACUUCGGCGCGCUGGUGACCUCCGAGCUCUCCGCCGAGAGGCUCCUGGGGAACCCGCACUAUGCGCAGCAGCUCUUCCACGCUUGGCAGGAGCACGGCGGGCUGCUGGUGAUGCGGAACCUGGACUUGACGCCACAGCAGAUGGUGGCCAUCAGCGCCUUCUUCGGGGAGGUUGAAGAUGAGCUGGACGAAAGCAAACAAAUGUUUGCUGUCGGGGGCGAGAGCCGAGCUGGGCCGCCGAUGCGGGAACGGGCAGGGAAGGGCUCCAUGGAUCACCGGCGGUCGCUUUUGGGAAAUACAUAUCAGACAUGA